Molecule: messenger RNA, 360 nt
Organism: Melampsora larici-populina 98AG31
Lineage: Eukaryota; Fungi; Basidiomycota; Pucciniomycetes; Pucciniales; Melampsoraceae
Exons: 1
Coding region: 1-360 (119 amino acids)
Source: RefSeq, a predicted model, not a curated record
AUGGCUCCAAAACCAACACCUUACAAACCUCUCAACAAGCGGAAGCGGCCAGCCACUGACCUGCAGGCCACCUUUUGGAAGCAAGAGGAUAAAGAUGCCAAGGAAAUGAACAAAGUGCGUACACAAACUUCGGAUACUCAGGCUUUGGGCAUCGGGACAGAUGGAUCAGCAGCACCUCACGAAGACAAUGUUGACAACUUUGAAGAACAUGGAAUAGAUGAUAGGAAUGAAACCGGAUAUACACAUAACAAUGAUCAUUGGGAAGAUAUUGAUGAAGAUGAAAGAAUACCAUUUAAUGAACUUUCUGAAGAGGAGCGACGAAUUAUUUUGGAACUCAACUCAAACCUGUACCAAGCCUGA